Cryptosporidium ubiquitum is the source of this 1455-nucleotide messenger RNA. RefSeq lists its product as uncharacterized. The transcript has a single exon. The coding region runs from base 1 to 1455 and encodes 484 amino acids. Gene Ontology annotation, biological process: lipid metabolic process. The record is from RefSeq and is a predicted model, not a curated record. NCBI's taxonomy places the organism in Eukaryota, Apicomplexa, Conoidasida, Eucoccidiorida, Cryptosporidiidae.
AUGGGGAAUUUAUGUUUCUUAUUUCUUCUUUAUUUUAUUUACCAAAUUAACACAAUUGUGGCAUUCAAUUUCAGGUUCAAUUGUAAUGAUCAAGCUAACAGACGCCAACUUUUUACAAACUUUACAGAAGAAAUUGAAAAGGCCCAGUACCUCUUUGAGGAAAUUGCUCUCAGAAACAACAACAGUAUGAUUUAUAAGCUACUAGUUCCUCAGUUUGAAAAAGAAGGUUACUCACCAAACAUAAUUGACUCGAAUUUGAGUGAUAACUUAAAAAAUUCAUCUGAAAUGAUAUGCGAAUUAAAGGAAAUCCCAGAGUUCUACUAUAGAUCAAAAGAAGAUAAAUGUUAUGUUCUUUUACUUUCUGGAGGAGCAAACAGAGGGGCUUGGCAGACAGGAGUUUUGAGAGGUUUAUUGGGACAACAUAUCACUAAAUACAACAACACCCUUAGAUGGGAUGUCAUUGGAGGUGUCUCUAUUGGAGGGAUUUUAGCUCUUGCUGGGUUAUUCCAUGAGCCUGGUGAAGAAUUUCCCUAUGUAAAUCAUCUCUGGAGUCUCUGGUCUAACAUUAGACAAGACUAUCUUUCUGAUUGUACUCUUCCUAUUUGGAAAAAUGUCAUCAAAUUUGCUACUCAGUACAUAGGAGGAUUUUUUGGAUCAAAAAAAAGGCCUAGAAAUUCAAUUUGUGACCACACUCCUCUAUAUUUUUAUCUAAACGAUACUUUUGGCCACCUAAUUGAACCUUAUAAAAACGAAACUUAUGUUCAAAUGAAAAGAGAAAUGGCUAACAAUAGUACAUUGAAAAUUAAAAGACGAGAAGUCUUGGUAUCCGCUGUAAGAUAUGAAGAUGGUGAAUAUAUUUCAUGGAAUUCUAGUUCUACAAAACUACCUGAUCUAAUUAAUGCAACACUUGCUUCUACAUCGGUACCUGGUGCGUUUUCACCUGUCCUUAUUAAUGGAUCACAUUAUAUGGAUGGUGGGAUUGUUAUGAACAUGAAUAUUGAACACUCUAUUCAAGCUUGUUUCAAAUUAGGCCUUGCAAAAAGACAAGAGGAUGUCGUUAUUGAUGCAAUUGAGACUUUCCCAGAUACUGGAUCAAAAGUUAAUGAUGAAGAGCCUGCUACUGAAACUCAAGAAAUAACUUUUACAAAGUUGUUAUCAAGAAGUUUUGCUAUUCUUCAUUCUCAAGUCAGAGGAUUGAAGCUUUUAAAAAAUGUUCUUUGUAGGUAUCCAAAAAUUAAUUUGAGAUAUUAUAUAUCACCAAGUAUUGAGGAAUACAAACAAUUCCCUAAAAAUGCGUUUGAUGGAAACAAUCUUACAGGCAUUCUCUAUAUGUUGAGAUCUGGAUUACAGAAAGGUUGGAAUAAUAAUUUUACUUCUAUUAAUGAAUGUAUAUUUGAUAAUAACGGGAAUCCACCCAGUACUAUAGGCUCCGAACUUUUUCCAAUUGAAGAAUAA